Messenger RNA from Cyclopterus lumpus (lumpfish), 2318 nucleotides. RefSeq names its product RNA binding motif protein 12Bb (gene rbm12bb). The record is from RefSeq and is a predicted model, not a curated record. NCBI's taxonomy places the organism in Eukaryota, Metazoa, Chordata, Actinopteri, Perciformes, Cyclopteridae. The transcript is spliced from 2 exons. Gene Ontology annotation, molecular function: RNA binding. The coding region runs from base 135 to 2057 and encodes 640 amino acids. Gene Ontology annotation, cellular component: nucleoplasm; ribonucleoprotein complex. Gene Ontology annotation, biological process: regulation of RNA splicing.
GGCGGAAGAAGAACACCCCCCACUUUGAGAAGAGACUGAGCAACACGAAGCCAAACGAGACUGAUCUGAUCGCGAUCUUUCUUUCGCACGAGUCUCUGUGACUGUCGAUUGUGUGCUGUUGUUUGUACUUCAGCAUGGCGGUCGUCAUCCGUUUACAGGGACUAAAGGUCACAGCAGGUUCUGAGGAUAUUCGCAAGUUCUUCACUGGCCUCACAAUUCCAGAUGGAGGGGUGCAUAUAAUUGGUGGGGAGCGAGAUGAAGCUUUCAUUAUCUUUGCUUCGGAUGAAGAUGCAAGAAGAGCCAUGAUACGGUCAGGAGGUUGCAUUAAGGGUUCACCUGUUGCAUUGCUACUCAGUAGUAAAGCAGAGAUGCAGAACGUGCUUGAAAAAAGUGCAACAAAUGUCGAGCCAGAUCAAAAGAGGCGACUUGAGGAGAAUGCAAGAGGCGCUAGAAGAUCUGUGGACCCUGAGAUGGGCAGGAGAUCAGCUAGUAGAUCGGAUUAUUCGCCACUCCACCACCAGAGGGCUUCGAACACUAAUGACUUUUUGCAUGUAUUUCUAAAAGGAAUGCCAUUUUCUGUGACCGAAGAGGAAGUCCGGGACUUUUUCUGUGGUUUACUAAUUGAUGAAAUUGUCCUAUUGAAAAAUGGAAAUGGUACAAAAAAUGGGAAAGGUCUGGUCCAAUUUGCAACAAAAGAGGAUGCAAAUGAAUCCCUGAAGAGGGAUAGGGGAUACAUUGGCUCGAGGUAUGUGGAGAUUUCCACAACAACGGCAGACGAUUGGCGGAGGGUUACAGGUAAAGUGGCGAUGGCUGUCAACACGGAUGAUAACUUUGAAAGGGACCGAUCACCUGUUCGCCAGCAAAGGAAUCCACAUUCUGUGAGGUCACAAUCACCUUUUGCUCCGAGGCCCGUUCCUGCUUCUGACGAUGAGUACUGCGUUUUGAUCGAAAAUUUGUCAUUUACAGCUGAUAAAGAAGACAUAAAAAGGCUUUUUCGUAAUGCAAAGCUUGAAGAUGACCAGAUCCUCUACUUAAUUGGCAAUGAUGGGAGAAGAACGAGAUCCACAUUUGUGCUGUUCAAGAAUCUGCUUGACUACUGUGACGCUUUAUCUCCUGAAAAACGGCAGUUUUUGAACCGAUGGAUUUAUACACGGCCAAUAUCAAGAGAGAAAAUGAUCUCCCUUCUGGACUCUCAGAGCACCGAUGUAGGACCUUCAAACACCGAUGUCGGACCUUCUGGAAACUCUGAACUUCAGGAUCGGCCUCCAUCUUAUGACUCUGAGAAAAUGUGUGUGUUUGCGCGGAACCUACCAUUUGAUGUCCAGAAAGUUGAGAUCAUGGACUUCUUCCUUGGGUUUAAUAUCACAGAGGACAAGGUGUCUGUGCUGCAUGACCAUGAAGGUGCUGGAGUUGGGAAGGCUUUGGUUCUCUUCCGGUCGGAGGCAGAGGCUAUGAGUGCACUCUCUCUCAAUGGACAGAGGUUUCUUGGGUCGGAUGUCCUACUCAAAUGCAUUUCACGUUCUCAGAUGCGGCAGUUGGGUGUUGAGCCGCCACUGGUGCAAGAGCCAAUUGUGCAACAGCCGCUGCAAAGAGAUGAUAGAUUCUCAGGCAGGAGAAGCCAGGCAUCCUACCACCCCGGUGACACACAAUAUCCUGACCUUAGGAUUCCUCAGGGUGGUAAUGUACCAAUGGCUAAUCCACAUGCUCACGUCUAUGGAGGCUGUGAUAAUGAGCCCUAUGCAGUAGGCCCUUACGCCCCACAAGACAGAGGUAAUGGUGUUCGUGGUGGCUUUGGUCCCUCAGUGCAGCAUUUUGACGGUCCCACCUGCGUUAAGCUACUUAACUUACCAUUUCAAAUCAGAAGUGAAGAAAUCUAUGACUUUUGCUAUGGAUUUCGCAUUAUCCCUGGAUCUGUCUCACUCCAGUAUGACCAGAGUGGAAAAUCGAAAGGCACCGCAACUGCAGUAUUUGAGUCCCGUCAGGAGGCGUUAACAGCAGUUGAGGAACUGAGUGGAAGACCCAUCGGUCCAAGAAAAAUACAGCUAUUACUUGUGUGACAGGGAGAUCUUUUCAUGGCACCUUAUGUGCCCUAGCAGUGUAGUUAGGACAUGUUAAUGAAACAAGUUUAUUUAAAGGAAGCAAUGGGCUUUUCUUUCUUUUCUUAUAUGAUUUUUAUUUUUACUCUUAAUGGUAUGGCUUUAUGUGAUUGUAGAAGCUAUUUAUUUUGUUAAUAUUUAGUUAUUUUUUUUCACAAGUAGCAUUUAUUAAUGAUUCUAGAUGUUUGCUUAUUUAGGUUAGAUUGUGUUAUUAUAUAUAUA